This is a messenger RNA of Fibroporia radiculosa, 429 nucleotides long. RefSeq lists its product as uncharacterized. Lineage: Eukaryota; Fungi; Basidiomycota; Agaricomycetes; Polyporales; Fibroporiaceae. Gene Ontology annotation, molecular function: catalytic activity. The transcript is spliced from 5 exons. The record is from RefSeq and is a predicted model, not a curated record. Bases 1 to 429 code for a protein of 142 amino acids. Gene Ontology annotation, biological process: nucleotide metabolic process.
AUGGCAUCUGCCUCCAAGACUCUGGCCUCGUGCAUCUUUUGUAAAAUCGUGAAAGGAGAGAUCCCCAGUUUCAAGCUCGUCGAGACGGAGACGGCGUACUCCUUCCUCGACAUCAAUCCCUUGUCCAAGGGCCACUCGCUGGUCAUCCCGAAAUACCACACCGAGAAGAUGCACGAGCUCCCGGACGAGGAGCUCGCCGACAUCCUCCGCGUUGCGAAGCAGAUCGCUAUCGCCACCGGCGCGGAGAACUACAACAUCCUUCAGAACAAUGGCCGCAUUGCGCACCAAGAAGUCGACCAUGUGCACUUCCACGUCAUCCCGAAGCCGAGCGCAACAGACGCGGAGGGCUUGGUCAUCGGCUGGCCUCAGCAGAAGGUGGGGAUGGACGCGCUGGCGAAACUUCACGAGGAGAUCAAGGGGAAGUUGUGA